AUGACGUCGCCGUCACACCCAUUUAUCGAGAUCUCUACCACCGCUGCAGUUGGGCGCCCGGAGAACGAAAUAGAUGCAGCAGCUGGGCGCCAGGAGAGCAUCCCCAACGGCCCAUCUCCCGAUCACCACCGCAGCGGCGACGUUUCUCCUCCGCCAUGCUUCUUCCUCCACCGCCCUUGCUUAUUCCCCGCCAUUAUCCAAUCGACGAGUAACUCUCGCAGCCUUCCCGUCCCCUAG
Molecule: messenger RNA, 237 nt
Organism: Linum trigynum
Lineage: Eukaryota; Viridiplantae; Streptophyta; Magnoliopsida; Malpighiales; Linaceae
Source: the annotation of a GenBank genome assembly